GAUCCCAGAGUCCUGGACAGCAUGCUCCCAUACCUGACGGCGUACUAUGGCAAUCCCCACUCCAGGACCCAUGCCUACGGCUGGGAGAGUGAGGCUGCCAUGGAGAAGGCAAGGCAGCAAGUUGCAGAUUUAAUAGGAGCUGAUUCAAGGGAAAUUAUAUUUACCAGUGGUGCAACAGAAUCAAAUAAUAUGGCCAUUAAGGGUGUUGCAAGGUUCUAUAAAUCCAGAAAAAAGCAUAUCAUUACUACGCAAACAGAGCACAAGUGCGUGUUGGAUUCUUGCCGUUCCUUGGAGACAGAAGGUUUUCGGGUCACAUAUCUACCUGUUAAAAAAAAUGGACUCAUAGAUUUGAAGGAGUUGGAGGCUGCGUUCCAGCCAGAUACAAGUUUGGUUUCUGUAAUGACUGUGAAUAAUGAAAUAGGAGUAAAACAGCCAAUUCAUGACAUUGGUCAGAUCUGCCGCGCGCAUAAGGUUUUCUUCCACACAGAUGCUGCACAAGCAAUUGGUAAAAUUCCUAUGGAUGUCAACAACAUGAAAAUUGAUCUAAUGAGCAUCAGUGGCCAUAAAAUUUAUGGACCCAAAGGGGUUGGUGCUAUCUAUGUUCGCCGUCGACCGCGUGUCAGGCUAGAACCCCUGCAAAGUGGGGGAGGCCAGGAGAGAGGACUGCGGUCUGGGACUGUGCCCACUCCUUUAGCAGUGGGUCUGGGGGCAGCGUGUGAAGUGGCACAGCAAGAGAUGGAGUAUGACCAUAAGCGAAUCUCACAACUGGCGGAACGACUGGUUACAAAAAUAAUGAGUGAAGUUCCUGAUGUGAUUAUGAAUGGAGAUAGAGAGCAUCGCUAUCCAGGAUGCAUCAAUUUAUCUUUUGCAUAUGUGGAAGGGGAGAGUCUUCUGAUGGCUCUGAAAGACGUGGCUCUGUCUUCAGGAAGUGCUUGCACGUCAGCUUCUCUGGAGCCUUCCUAUGUUUUGCGGGCAAUCGGAACAGACGAAGACUUGGCUCACUCAUCUAUAAGAUUUGGCAUUGGUCGUUUCACUACAGAGGAAGAAGUGGAUUAUACAGUGCAGAAGUGCAUACAGCAUGUUAAGAGGCUGAGGGAAAUGAGCCCCCUCUGGGAAAUGGUGCAGGAUGGAAUUGACCUCAAAAGCAUUAAAUGGACUCAGCACUGAGAAAAACAUCGCUAUCCAUGGACUAGACGUGGAUGUGGAUUGAAAUGCAUUUUCUGUACAUUCCUGAACAAAUUACACAGCACUUCUGGUUUUUGACACUUGCAUUUGAUUGGAAAACUACCCUUUCUGAUCACAAAAUCUAAGCAGCCAAAAAUUAAGCUAGUCUUUAUCUUGGAGAAAGGCAGGAUGAUAGAGCACCCAUUGCAUUUAUAUUGACACACAGAAAUUUAUGUUAAAACACAAUUUAUUUGGAAAUGUAUUUUCUAAUAAGAAAAUGAACUCAGUGUGUUACUCGUGGGCCA
Cariama cristata (Red-legged seriema) is the source of this 1469-nucleotide messenger RNA. RefSeq names its product NFS1 cysteine desulfurase (gene NFS1). Gene Ontology annotation, biological process: [2Fe-2S] cluster assembly. The transcript is spliced from 11 exons. Lineage: Eukaryota; Metazoa; Chordata; Aves; Cariamiformes; Cariamidae. The record is from RefSeq and is a predicted model, not a curated record. Gene Ontology annotation, cellular component: cytosol; nucleus; mitochondrion. The annotation marks the transcript as partial. Gene Ontology annotation, molecular function: cysteine desulfurase activity; pyridoxal phosphate binding.